Striga hermonthica is the source of this 378-nucleotide messenger RNA. The record is from the annotation of a GenBank genome assembly. Lineage: Eukaryota; Viridiplantae; Streptophyta; Magnoliopsida; Lamiales; Orobanchaceae.
AUGAAGCUCCUCAAGCAAUACAACCAUUAUCACUACUACAAUUACGCCGAAGAAUACGAGUUUUCGGCUUCGAGCACGCCUCUGUUUGGGUUUCAGAGGAAGAAUAUAGGCAGAGCCAGUUUUAAAAAGUUGUACCCUGAUUUUUCAAUGUUUUCCAAAUGCUUGGGCAGUUUUGGAGGUGAAGAGAAGGAUAAUAAGAUGUAUUGCUUGGAGAUGGGUUUCGAGGUCCAAGCCGAUCUUGUCGGAGACCGAGAAUGGACGGCCGAGAUUGGUUCGUGGGAUGAUGAUGAAUCGGUGGAUGAGAGGGCUGAGAGGUUUAUACAGAGGUUUUAUGAAGAUAUGAGAGAGCAGAGAAAAGAAUUGAUUUAUGUGAAUUAA